CUGCAAAACCUCGGAGCGCAAGAGCCGUGGUGCCAAAGCGGAGGCAAGAAGCCGAGGGGUGGCCAAGGAGAAGACGCUGGAGUGCGGCCAGAUAGUCUGGGGCCUGGCCUUCAGUGCAGAGGGAGGGGAGACGGACCCUGCCUGCGCCAGGGGCCUCCCCUGUUUGAUCCUGGCCACUGGGCUCAAUGACGGGCAGAUCAAGGUCUGGGAGGUGCAGACAGGACACCUCCUCUUCAGCCUCUUGGGGCACCAGGACGUCGUCAGAGACCUGAGCUUCGCUCCCAAUGGAAGCCUCAUCCUUGUGUCAGCCUCUCGGGACAAGACCUUGCGUGUCUGGGACCUGAGCAGAGAUGGGCGGCAGGUCCAGGUGCUGUCGGGCCAUGUGCAGUGGGUCUACUGCUGCUCCAUCUCCCCAGACUGCAGCAUGCUCUGCUCUGCCGCUGGAGAGAACUCUGCGCUGCUGUGGAGCAUGCGGUCCUAUACCCUCAUCCGACGGCUGGAGGGCCACCAGAGCAGUGUGGUGUCGUGUGACUUCUCGCCGGACUCGGCACUCCUCGUCACUGCCUCCUACGACGCCUGCGUCAUCAUGUGGGACCCCUACACAGGGGAGCAGCUGAGGACGCUGCGCCACGUCCCCUUGCACUCAGCGCUGGACUACAGCAGUGAAGUCCACACCAGCUCCCUGCGCUCCGUCUGCUUCUCCCCUGAGGGCCUCUACCUGGCCACGGUGGCGGAUGACCGGCUCCUGAGGAUCUGGGCGUUGGAGCUGCGCUCUCCAGUCGCGUUUGCUCCCAUGACCAACGGCCUGUGCUGCAUGUACUUCCCCCAUGGCGGCUUCAUUGCCACAGGGACCAGAGACGGCCACGUUCAAUUCUGGACAGCUCCAAGGGUCCUCUCGUCGCUCAAGCACUUGUGUCGCAAAGCUCUGCGCACCUUCCUGACGACGUACCAGGUCCUUGCGCUCCCCAUUCCCAGGAAGCUGAAGGAAUUCCUCACUUACCGGACUUUUUAA
Molecule: messenger RNA, 1012 nt
Organism: Mesitornis unicolor (brown roatelo)
Lineage: Eukaryota; Metazoa; Chordata; Aves; Mesitornithiformes; Mesitornithidae
Gene: WSB2
Product: WD repeat and SOCS box containing 2
Exons: 8
Biological process (GO): intracellular signal transduction
Molecular function (GO): protein binding
Source: RefSeq, a predicted model, not a curated record